Molecule: messenger RNA, 857 nt
Organism: Hippopotamus amphibius kiboko
Lineage: Eukaryota; Metazoa; Chordata; Mammalia; Artiodactyla; Hippopotamidae
Gene: IL10
Product: interleukin 10
Exons: 5
Coding region: 16-552 (178 amino acids)
Biological process (GO): immune response
Cellular component (GO): extracellular region
Molecular function (GO): cytokine activity
Source: RefSeq, a predicted model, not a curated record
AGGCAGAGCUUCGCCAUGCACAGCUCAGCACUGCUCUGUUGCCUGAUCUUCCUGGCCGGUGCGGCAGCCACCCAAGACCACGGCACCCCAUCUGAGAACAGCUGCACCCACUUCCCAGCCAGCCUGCCCCACAUGCUCCGAGAGCUCCGAGCUGCCUUCGGCAGGGUGAAGACUUUCUUCCAAAUGAAGGAUGAGCUGGACAGCUUGUUGUUGACCAGGUCUCUGCUGGAGGACUUUAAGGGUUACCUGGGUUGCCAAGCCUUGUCGGAGAUGAUCCAGUUUUACCUGGAGGAGGUGAUGCCACAGGCUGAGAACCACGGCCCCGACAUCAAGGAGCACGUGAACUCCCUGGGGGAGAAGCUGAAGACCCUGAGGCUGAGGCUGCGGCGCUGUCAUCGAUUUCUGCCCUGUGAAAACAAGAGCAAGGCAGUGGAGCAGGUGAAGAGUGUCUUCAAUAAGCUGCAAGAGAGGGGUGUCUACAAAGCCAUGAGUGAGUUUGACAUCUUCAUCAACUACAUAGAAGCCUACAUGACAAAGAAGAUGAAAGACUGAAGCAUUCCAGGGAAGAAACCAUCCAGGUUGGAGACUCUACUAGACUCUAGGACAGAAACGAAAGAUCUUCGAACUCUGAUCCAGGGUUCUGGGAGAGUAGAACCAGCUCCCUGGAAAACCCUAUUGUACCUCUCUCCUAGAAUAUUUAUUACCUCUGAUACCUCAACUCCCAUUUCUAUUUAUUUACUGAGCUUCUCUGUGAACUAUUUAGAAAGAAGCCCAAUAGUAUACAUUUUUUUCGGUAUUUAUUAUUUUCACCUGUGUUUAAGCUGUUUCCAUAGGGUGAUAUCCUAUGGUAUUUGAGU